This is a messenger RNA of Melitaea cinxia (Glanville fritillary), 811 nucleotides long. RefSeq lists its product as uncharacterized. The record is from RefSeq and is a predicted model, not a curated record. The coding region runs from base 74 to 727 and encodes 217 amino acids. The transcript has 2 exons. Lineage: Eukaryota; Metazoa; Arthropoda; Insecta; Lepidoptera; Nymphalidae.
GGUAGAUACUAAAUAGAAACAUCGAUACACGUCAUUUCAAAAAGAUUAUUUCAUAUGAUUAUUACCAAUCGCUAUGACAAAAGACAUUCAAAGAAUUGUUAUUGUUUGCGCAUUAUUCAUUUUUUCGGUCAACUCUACAUUUGCACUACAUAGAGACACGUCUAAUGGCUGCAACAAUAUAAACCGAAACCAAAAGGAUCAAUGUUUAGAACGAACGAAAAAAAUGGCUUAUUUCGGAAAUACGCUACGAAAAAUUAAAGACACUACGCAUGAAUUCGGAAAGAACAUUUAUGAUCAUUUAAACGUAGGUUUCAAAAGUCUCCUAAAUGAAGAUGAUAUUCGACAAUACGAGAAGUUAGUUAUAAUGAAAAAAUAUCCUUAUUUAGAUAUUCAUGAAUUAGACAUGAAAUAUUUCCCAUUCGCUUCAAAAAAAGGUAUAAAUAGUGAUCGUUUGUAUUUGGAUCGAGGAGCUCAACAUGAAGCAAGCUUUAGUGAUCUCGGAGAAGAUAAAAUAAAUGUAGAAAUAACAAACAGAGGUCUCUCUGGCCUUGUCAUUCCACCACACUUGUCUAAGCAUGGAAUGAUAGAUUCAAAAAGUGCUAUAAAAUCGGAUGAAAACUCCGAUAACUUUAUUUUGACCAAAAAAUCACCUAAUUCAAAUGUCUUGCGAACUUUGACAAGGGACAUUAAUGAGUACUUCGAUAAAAGAAAUUUUCCUGCACUUUAAGUCUCUUCUUACCAAUAAGAUAAAGUACCAAGUGUCAGUGUGUAAGAAGUAUUAUGUGUCUUAAAUAAACGCAUCUAUUAAUAG